CACAUCAAACGUUGGCUUGAAACCCAUCCGAAUAAAUCACUCCAGGAUCAUUAUGAGUUGUUGAAAUCACUUCGAGAAGUCGAAGAAGCAUCAAUAGGACGCGUCGAAAGAGACAAAUGCUUAACUGGAAUAUGCAGUAAUGAAUUGUUUGAGCAUGGGAAGAAAAUACAAAAACGGGAUGGAGCUGUAGAAGUUUUAAAAAGGUAUUCACCAAAAUAUAAAGACGAUAAUGAUCCUAGAUAUUUAUACAUCCUUUCUACCAACUGGUCACGAGAUAUGCUACUGGGUAGCUUAACGGAUUUUGUGGAAAUCGAGAAAGAACAUAUUAUUUCGAAUGACCUUAUUUUCGAUGGAGAUCUUGCAAAUGGAAGGGUAGAGAGGACAGUAUUAUCAGCUUUUGAUAAACUUAAAAUAUUUAGAAGUUUGGAAAUUCCUAAGGGAACUGUAUCAGUUUACAUUGGCGAUUCCGAUACAGAUUUGCCAUGCAUGUUGGAAGCUCAUAUAGGAAUCAUAAUGGGGAGUAACGGAAAAUUGACUGAAUCCUGCAAAAAAUUUGAGAUUGUAGUUGUUGACGGAUUAGUAGGAAAAAUAAACAUGGAGGACUUUAGUUCAAUGAAAAAGCAACGUAAUCAACUUUUUAGGGUUCAAGAGUGGAAGGAAAUAUUUGAUAGUAGAUUGUUGGACAG
Messenger RNA from Acaulospora colombiana, 686 nucleotides. The record is from the annotation of a GenBank genome assembly. Lineage: Eukaryota; Fungi; Glomeromycota; Glomeromycetes; Diversisporales; Acaulosporaceae.